CAACCAAAAAAAAAAUCAAUUGAUUGUUUUUCAUACCAUCAUCAUUAACCAACCAACCAUCAUGUACCAAACCAGAUAAGAGUAAUAUUCCUUUAUUGGUUACCUUGCAUAUUGCGCAUGCAAAGACCUGGACAGGUUGGCUAUGAAUGCCCACCGCCUCCCUCAUCAUCGACAUCCUCGAAUAAUGGCGAUAAAAAGCAACACAUACAAAAUGUUGAAUUAAAGGAAAGAUCUUCCAAGUCUUUGCUGGCCAAUGUUUUGGAUAUUGAUGAUGAUUUCCGUUGUAAUCAUCGCUGUGCUAGUGCUACAUUACCGCAUCAACCUACUUAUUAUCGUACCAUGUACAGACAAGGAGACGAUGGUAGUGUUGGCCCUGUUGGUCCUGUGGGUGAUACAAGAAUGCACGAAGCCAUAUCACACACCUGUCUAAGUUCAUCAGCUGAAUAUGAAUUGGCUUUAAUAUUGAAAGAGUUAAGAUGGAUAACGGAUCAGUUAAAAAAAGAAGAUGAAGUUGGUGAGGUAACAAGAGAUUGGAAAUUUGCUGCCAUGGUAGUGGAUCGUUUGUGCCUUAUUGUUUUUACGUUAUUUACCAUAAUUGCCACAUUGGCUGUAUUAUUUUCAGCGCCUCAUUUUAUUUUCCCAUAACUUUAUGGACAUUGGUUUAUAUUCUAUUAUGCGAAUGUGUUACGAGAUCUUUUGCUAAAAUAUUUAAACAAACAAAAUAGACGUAGUAGUAGUACAACAAUAA
Calliphora vicina (urban bluebottle blowfly) is the source of this 748-nucleotide messenger RNA. Its product is annotated as acetylcholine receptor subunit alpha-type acr-16-like. Lineage: Eukaryota; Metazoa; Arthropoda; Insecta; Diptera; Calliphoridae. The record is from RefSeq and is a predicted model, not a curated record. The transcript has 5 exons. Gene Ontology annotation, biological process: monoatomic ion transport. Gene Ontology annotation, cellular component: membrane. The coding region runs from base 118 to 645 and encodes 175 amino acids.